UGAUUAAUGGCAGGAAAAAAGAAGAUAAGAAAAUUCGAAGUCAAAAGGUUGAGAUUUAAAACAUAUUAUUUGUUGUGAGGUUUUGAAAUGUUUAAUAUUCUUGUUUAGUUCUCAGGCAAGCGAAGAUGAACCGUACACCUCUUGUUAUCUGCCUAGUGAGUCUGAUCGUUCUUGCAUCUGCAAGAGAUCCAAUUUAUUCUUCAAAGGGUACAUUGAGCGGUGAUAUCCUACGAGGAAACGAUUCAAGAAUCAAGGGCUGUUUGGAGACAUGUCCAACUGUUAGAUCUCUCUUAGUAGUAUGCGGUACAGAUGGCAAGAGUUACGCUAAUAAAGGAAGUGUUGAAUGUGCUGAUAAAUGCUUGAAACCAUUUGGAGAGAGUGUCAAAUUUGCAUACGACGGAUACUGCCCUGAAGAUGUCCCACCAGAAGAAAGGAAUUAACACUAAAUACUCAAGAAUUACGACUCUUUGUAAUCAUGCAGAAUGAAAUAUAAUAUAUGAUAUAAAAAACAA
Coccinella septempunctata (seven-spotted ladybird) is the source of this 512-nucleotide messenger RNA. RefSeq lists its product as uncharacterized. The transcript is spliced from 3 exons. Bases 126 to 440 code for a protein of 104 amino acids. Gene Ontology annotation, molecular function: protein binding. The record is from RefSeq and is a predicted model, not a curated record. NCBI's taxonomy places the organism in Eukaryota, Metazoa, Arthropoda, Insecta, Coleoptera, Coccinellidae.